Messenger RNA from Suillus paluster, 597 nucleotides. RefSeq lists its product as uncharacterized. The record is from RefSeq and is a predicted model, not a curated record. The transcript has 6 exons. NCBI's taxonomy places the organism in Eukaryota, Fungi, Basidiomycota, Agaricomycetes, Boletales, Suillaceae. Bases 1 to 597 code for a protein of 198 amino acids.
AUGCAUCCAUGGGGCCCAGUAAACAGCGCCUAUGACGGGAGGAGUCGUGGUGUCAUCCCUAGCUUUUACGUUCAAGCAUACAACGAGACUACAAAAUUCCGUCGCACGCCGCACGGACUCUACGUUCAUACAACACAAGAAAGUAUCAAGUGGUCUAACGCUAGCUUUCAGAUGCUGCAUGAAGUGUUAUUCGGACUGUGGCAGUCCGUCAAGCCUCGUCUCCCUCACCUCGUCAUUGUCAAUCCCCAGCCAUGCUACCAUGUCAAGCCCCAUCCACGCUGCAUCAUUACCCAUGCUGCCGUCACGCGCCGCGUCACGACCGUGUCAGGCUUGACACAUACCAUCACUAACUAUGCCACCGAUUUGUUCUGGUCGCGUGCGUUUGUUGCUAGUGAUGCUUGUCGUCAUGUACAUAAUACCAUCAAGAACGUUACCCCGUUCGAAUGGAUGCUAUCAUCCCUCAAACCUAUCAUUAAGCAUUUUAGCAAGUCCACGAUCAGCGCCGCACACCUUCUGAAGAAGCGUCGUGUUGAUGACAAUGACGAGACUGUGAAGGCCUUUCAAAAGAUCGGAAAAACAAGUUUUGGAACUCACUAG